This is a messenger RNA of Aspergillus steynii IBT 23096, 528 nucleotides long. RefSeq names its product RpiB/LacA/LacB family sugar-phosphate isomerase. Gene Ontology annotation, molecular function: isomerase activity. Gene Ontology annotation, biological process: carbohydrate metabolic process. The transcript has a single exon. The record is from RefSeq and is a predicted model, not a curated record. Gene Ontology annotation, cellular component: intracellular anatomical structure. Bases 1 to 528 code for a protein of 175 amino acids. Lineage: Eukaryota; Fungi; Ascomycota; Eurotiomycetes; Eurotiales; Aspergillaceae.
AUGACAACCAACACAACCCCCCUCCGCCUCGCCAUCGCCUCCGACGACGCCGGCCUCGAGUACAAAACCGCCCUAAAAGCCACCCUCUCCUCGCACCCCCUAAUCUCCAGCAUCACCGACGUCGGCGUCUACACAUCAACCGACAAAACCGCCUACCCGCACCCCGCCGUGGAAGCCUCCCUCCUCGUCCGCAACGGCCACGCCGACCGCGCACUCCUAAUCUGCGGCACGGGGAUGGGCGUGUGCAUCGCUGCGAACAAAGUCCCCGGGAUUCGGGCAGUGACGGCACAUGACUCGUUUAGUGUGGAGAGGGCGGUGUUGAGUAAUAAUGCGCAGGUGCUGUGUUUUGGGCAGAGGGUUGUGGGGGUAGAACUGGCGAAGAAACUGGUGACGGAGUGGUUGGAGUAUCGCUUUGAUGAGGGGAGUGGGAGUAAGAGGAAGAUUGAGGUGAUAAGUGAGUAUGAGAGGGGGUUCCGGGCUGGGAAUUGGGGUGGGAUCGGAGGAGAUGAGGCGAUUGCGAUUGAUUGA